This is a messenger RNA of Prorocentrum cordatum, 3198 nucleotides long. Lineage: Eukaryota; Dinophyceae; Prorocentrales; Prorocentraceae. The record is from the annotation of a GenBank genome assembly.
AUGGCGCCGCCACAUCGUCGCGGAGGCUGGUCUGCUGCGGGCCCUCCUCCUUGGCGAGAUUCUGAUGCGAAUGGCUACUGGAAGUGCUGCGCUUGCGGCUGUGGCAAGAACCUGGCCCGAUACUGGUUCUGCAAGCAGUGCCACGGCAAGCGCAAGGAGGUGGAGGCAGCGGCGCCCCCGCCGCCCAGCGGCGCCUGGGCUGCCCCCUGGGCGGACUGGGACAAGUGGGCAGCCAGUGGGGCCACGUCGGCGGCCCUGCCCGUGGGCCUCCAGGGAGGCACCAGCCCCCCGCCGGUGGCCGGCGACGAGGACAAGCUGUCCGAGGAGGAGCUGCUGCAGCUCAUCUCCCUCAACAAGAAGAUGGGCAACUCGUCGGCCGCCACGGCCCUCCAGCAUCGACUUGACAAGCGCCGCGUCGGCGAUGCUCCUGUACCGCUUCAGGCUCAGGCGUACCAGGUCGACCGUCAUAUCAAGCAGCUGGAGAAGAAGCUUCAGCAUGACCUGGAUCAGUACACUAAGUGGCAGAACUGGCUCCAUGACAAGAAGGAGUCCAUCGGUUCUAUUCGUCGUGAGCUGGCCGCAGAGGUUGGCAAGUACCAGUCAUUGGUGGAGCAGCUGCGCACUCAGGUUUGUCCGCCUCCAGCUGCCCAGCCGAAGGCACGCGUGUCACUCCAGGACCUUUUGUCGGGAGAGAGUGACUUCCUGGACAUGUCCAACAUGGAGGAGGUGUUCGGUAUCGACAGCUCGGUGUACGAGGUGCAGGAGGCCGACGCUAAGGAGCUGGAGAAGCGCACGACCCAGCUCAAGGAGGCCAUCCAGGCAUCGGCACGCCAGUUGUUCGGAGAGGCGAAGAAGAAGUUCGACGAGCUCAAGAAAGCCCACGCAGCUCAUGUCGGCAAGCUGGGCAAGAAGCGUAAGGUUGGUGCUGAAGGUGCGGCUGCAGCAGCGGCACCUGGCGACGACGGCGGGGGUACCAAGCCUGAUGCGGCGCCGCCUGCGAGCGGAGGAGGCGAGGGGACCUCUUCAGCGGCGUCGUCGGGGGCGCCACCUUCUGCGUCGGCCUCGGCAUCAGCAACGGACCUCCUUGGUUUCGAAAUCUCAUUGGUCAAAAUCGACUGGGAGUACCUGGUCAUCGGCGGCGACUUCGGGGUCGACGGGUGUGUCGCAAUUUUGGUCCGCUCCUUCCUGGGCUUUCACGAUCCCGAGUUCGGCCCGAUCGUCGUCCCGUCCAGGGCUAUGAGUGGAAUCGUCCAGGUGCCAGGGGCCGUUACGGUUUUGGUCUCAUCGGUUUACCUGUACGACAGCGAAGAGCUUACAAGCAGGAAUCUUGACAUACUGGCGGCCGUCUCGGCCAGGCACUCGCUCUACGAGGGUCCAAACGUGAUAGGCGGCGACUUCAAUAUGAUUCCAGAGGUCCUGGUUUCUUCGGGGGUCCCUGGGUAUCUGAAGGCGAAUGUUAUAUACCCUGAUAUCGGCACAUGUUCUAGUACUGGGGGUUUACGAGUCCUGGACUAUUUUGUGCUAUCGUCAGGUUUUACCCGUUGCAUUCAGGAAGUCACCGCCGCCCUCGAUAGCGACAUCAAGACGCACGCGCCCGUGCGCAUUCUCUUCCACCCGCAGUUGGCUGAGCUUAAGGCCCUCACUUUCCUCCGACCGCCGAAGUUGCCAGCGGGGUGCCCGAUUGGCCCCGCGCCGUGCACGGAGAAUCACGCCCACGUUUUGGACUGCGCCCGAGAAGGGCGAGAGCUUAUCCAGAGGGGGAAAAACGCCCACCGCUGGACCCGCGAGCUGAAGCCCUGGGUGGCCACGACCACGCUGUCGGCCGACGGCUUGGUCCUCUCGGAUCCCAUGUCCCUCCUGAAGUCGGAAGGUGAACGUUUCGGGGCUCUCUGGGAGUCUGCCUCGCACCCGCCGCCCGAGGAUCAGGAGCCCCUCGAGUUCUUAGAGCCUUUGGAAGUACUCUCGGCGGACGAUUUGAUAGCCGUGAGUAAGACUUAUGCUUUAGGCACGGCUUCCAGCGUCGAUGGGUUUCGCAUGCGGCAUUUCGCCCUUAUGCAUCCCGACUUGCUGAUUGCCGUCAGCGCCAUGUUUUCGAUGAUGGAGGUUCAGCAGACUCCCUGUGCUCUAGGCUUCGCGGGUCUACGCGACGCUUGGACUCAGACGUGGGCCAACCCGCCAGCUGCGUGGCGGCAGGUGCGGGGCCCCAUAGGUGCUAUGUUUCUGCCCCUCAAGCGCAUCGGCUGGAGCAUGCCCAGCUACGCGCAGAUGGCGAACGACCUUGGCGUCACCUUCUCUCUCACGACCUCUUCCCCCAAAUUGAUCAAGAACCUUCUGCGGGAAGCUGUCAUUCGUCAACUGUGCAGGCUGCCAGGCGAGAAGCUCGGAGUUGGUGCCAGGCUCUGCUACGAUUCUGUGACUCGCGACCUCAGCAGUUCGAAAUACACGCCGUUCGAGAAAGGCUCGAUCAGAGCCAACGUCUGCGGUGCCUGCUGGACCAAGGAGCGUGCGACCCAGUGUGGUUAUCAACUCCAGGACACGUUGCGCUUUGUGCGGCGGGCCCUCGGACUCGAUUUUCCACAGGCAGCGGAGUAUUGGUCCAGGGUGGAGCGCGGCUGGCACCCGAAGGAUUUCGGAGGUGGUACUUUGACUGUGGUCUCAGACGCCAGCGCGAGAGACGGCACGAAGAUCCGCAUGACAGGUCUUCCGGCCCACAUCGAGUGGCAGGACGUCAAGGAUUUCUGCAGCCAGAUCGGGAAGAUAGCGUUCUGCGAGGUGAUCAAGCCGCCGCCGUCGCCGCUGGAGCAGCUGGCGCAGCUGGCGCAGCAGCCUGUGCAGGUCGUGGGGCAGCCGGCGGCGCUGCAGCUCGUGGGCGGCUUCCCGCAGCAGCCCAUGCUCCUCCAGCAGAUCGGCGGCUGCUCCGCGCCCGACGGCGGUGGCGGCCUGCUGCCUGAGGGCGACGGCAAGGGCAAGGGCAAACGACGGCGGCCACCUCAGUACGGUGCGGACGGCAAGCUGUGCGGCGAGGUCCGCUACGAGAGCCCCGAGCAUGCCCAGCAGGCGAUCGCCGCGCUGCACGGCAGCAUCCUCGGCGGUGAGCAGAUCAAGGUCCUGAAGCACGGGAUGAACAACCCCCUGGGGACCAAGCUCUGGGGGCGUGCGGCUGCGGCGUCAGCCCUGCCACCACCUGGCGCGAGCUGA